GGGCGGAGUGCUGCAUGUGACUAUGUUAUCCCCGGUUCUAAGUGUAUUUGCCGGUCACCGUGGCUAGUUGGGGUAGGGCGGUAGUGUCUACGUGAAGGGCGCUAAUGGAACGGCUCACGGUGAUGUGUCCGUGCAAUGUGUACCUGUCAUCCUGAGAGUGGUCACUUUAAGAAUGGCGGACCCGGCAUUGUGUGCUCCCCUCGGCCUCCUGACCUUACUGACACCGUAAGCUGGGCAAUAACGGUACAUUAUGCGGAGCUGCAGGGGAGACUGACUGCUUACAAUGUUCAUAUUUGAAUGACAAGUUGGAUAGCUGUUACUGGGAUCAUAAUCGCUUCUUGGAGUGUUUGGCAGACUUGCUUUUGCUCAACAAAAUGACUGAGAAGUAUGAAACCCCAGAGACCUACAUGCUGACCGGAGAGGAAGAAAUAGAGUUUGAUGAGGGCGGAGAUUAUUUUUCCGAAGAGGAGGAGUGGGACAGUUUUAAUGAUGAGCAAAGAGAGGAUGAAGACGACGACGAUGAGAUGAUGAUGGUGAACUACAAGACCCUCAGGUCCUUGGUAAAAGACCAUAAGGCACGGGAUCAGAAAUACAGUGACAUAGCUAAGUGGAAGGUACGAGAGCGAGCAGAGAGAUACACACUGGAGGAAAAAGAGGUGCUGAUCAGGGAAGUAAUGGCAAGAGAGGACAUUUUAUGGAACAAGAACCCUUCUUCUAGAGAGAGGUCUAAGGCCUGGCGGGAGAUCACAGCGGCGGUCUGCAAGGUGGGGCGCAUCAGGGCUGUGGCAUCGGUGAAACACAGGUUCCACGACUGCCGGUUGGAAGUGAAGAAAAAGAUGGCACAGGAAGCAUGUGGCAAAGAGCUGAAAUUUGCCCCCUGGGAGGAACUAUUAAGACAUCAUUUGGCUAAGAUUCCAAUAAUGGACAUAAUAAAGCAAACCGCACAUCAUCACUCUAAUGCAAAAGAUCGUAAGAUGCCGGCUAGAAAAUAUUCUGAAGUAACCAGGUGGAAGGAAAGAGAAAGAGCAGAGAGAUAUACUGCAGAGGAAAAAGAGCUACUGGUCAGGGAAGUGUUGGCGAGGGAAGACGUUUUAUGGAACAAGAACCCUUCUUCUAGAGAGAGGACCAAGGCGUGGCAAGAGAUCACAGCAGCGGUUUGCCGAAUGGGGCGCACUCGACCUGUCUCAUCCGUAAAGCACAGAUUUCUGGACUGUCGGUUGGAAGUGAAGAGAAAGCUAGAGAAGGCAGCAAAUGGAAAAGAGGUGACAUUUUUCUCCUGGGAGGAACCACUAAAGGGUCACUUGGCCAGGACUAUGGCUGCUGAUGCCGAAGAGCCUUCAGUACCACAGCCUGAGGCUACAGCAACUACACGUCCUGCCGAACGGGAUUACGUCACCAAAAGAAUAAACUUGUAUUUCACUGCAACUAAACCACGUAGCCUUCCCAGGCAGCAGUUGGCCCAGGUGGUAGUGAUGGACACUGGAGGGUAUUCCCCUCAGCCUUCUGAAGAAUCCCAAGAUGACCAAGAGGAAGAAUAUCAGCAGUCUGAAUCCCUAUAAAAAGACCAGGAGUGAGAAAUAGACAGUUGCUCAGAUUCAUUGAACCUUUUUCUCACAGCAAGCUGCUUCUGUGAGAUGUGUCCGUUGUUAAAGGUUCCUCAUGGAAAUCAAGAAAAGAAAAUGAACUGUUGAAAUCUCUUAUUCUUGAUUUAACGGCGUUCCCACAAUUCUGGCUGGGAAAGCGAGGCGCACCGUACAAUUUCGUACGUCUUGAAACCUAAGACUUUAUAAACUUUAUAUUUUGUAUAUAUCAUUACAUUUAGAAUACAUUUUUUUUAAAAACGUAA
Molecule: messenger RNA, 1846 nt
Organism: Bombina bombina (fire-bellied toad)
Lineage: Eukaryota; Metazoa; Chordata; Amphibia; Anura; Bombinatoridae
Exons: 7
Coding region: 375-1559 (394 amino acids)
Cellular component (GO): nucleus
Source: RefSeq, a predicted model, not a curated record